Molecule: messenger RNA, 6891 nt
Organism: Orbicella faveolata
Lineage: Eukaryota; Metazoa; Cnidaria; Anthozoa; Scleractinia; Merulinidae
Biological process (GO): regulation of mitotic nuclear division; regulation of chromosome segregation
Cellular component (GO): nucleus; chromosome
Molecular function (GO): protein binding
Source: RefSeq, a predicted model, not a curated record
UCGUUAACAUUUCGCGCGUUCGAUCUAAUGACAUUCCUCCGCUGUUUUAGUUCGGUAUUGAAAAAUUCAACACUUUGCGCGUGGUAUUCGCAAUCAUGAAUGAUCUUAUUGGUAAGAUCGUGGUUAUCAAAAGGAAUGGGGGCGAUGGCCCGCAAUUUCCUUUGAGAACAAACGAAUGCUUAUUUGGAAGAAAACCCGAGUGUGACAUAAGAAUACAACUUCCCAACGUUUCAUUGGAACACGCCGUCGUAAAAGUUGAUAACGACAAAAAGAUUAAGCUUAUCAAUCUGAGUUCCUGUAACCAAACUCUUGUGAACGGAAAACCAAUAAGCCAAGUGGAAGUCCAGCAUCUAGAUGUUUUUACAAUAAGUGAUCGAUCAUUCAGAUUUGAAUUUUCCUCUCCAGUUCAGAAGCAAGCUAAAGAAAAGUUACCCAAGACUCGACACCGCCGUUCCAGCAGCACAGGAAACACACCACGAGAGAACAAAACCUCCAAAAUGCCCACACCCAAAGGCAGCCCAAGAACUCCACCUACAGGAGGGAGUUUAAAAGAAAACAUCCACAGGCUUCGCAGACACUCUAUGCCUUUACAAGAAGAGGAAGAGGCUUUAGCAUCCCCAGGGGCUGAUAAAACACCGUUUUCUAUUAUUGCUGUAAAUUGUGAAGCGCAAGAGAAAAAUGGCAAAAGUGCAGAACUUGUCAGGGAAAAAAGAAAGUCUCUAGCAGGAGACCGCAAGCCCAAAAGGAGUUCUAAACGAGUCUCGUUUGGACCAGUUCUGAGCCCUGAACAAUUUGACAAAGAAUUGCCCCCAGCUACGCCAGUAAGACGUGGAGCUACACCAAGGAGAGCAUCCAAUGCUAGUAACCAUUCCCUCAUCCAGCUGUGUUCGUCUUCCAAGAAACGAAGAUCAGUUACUGCUUCGCCACAGACGGAAUCUAUAACAGAAGAAGAUGAUAGCCCAGAUUCCGCUAAGAAUGAAACGCCAAAAACACAAGCGCAAUGUUCCUCAAAACUGGAGUCAUUAGAGCGAGGUCAAGGCAGCCAUGAGGUUAAUAUCCAUGAAUUAAGUUCUCAACAGUAUGGUAGUCCUAAAGGGCAUGGACAAUCCUUCCCACAGGUUGAUAAAAUGAUUCUGGAGUUUACUGAAAAGGAAGACGUAAUCCCGAAGAGUCCCACACCAGAAAAAUGCACAAGCUCCUCAAAUAAAGUGGAAAGAGAGAUAACUGAAUCUGUUGCAAUGGAAGCCAUCCUUAAAGACACGCCUGAAGUCCUUAAACAAUUUCCAUCAAACCAAGCUACCCCAAAGAGUGCGACACCCAAACAUAGUAGACGAUCCUCAUCCAGAUUGGCGGAAAAGAAUUGUGUGUCCGCUAAGAAAGAUAGUGUUUCUCAGGACUAUACCACACCUAAGGAAUGUGGACAAUCGUCAUCAUCCCUGGAGGAGGAAAAUGAUGGAGAUACUGGACCAAAUCAAGCUGCCCUGGAAACAGACACGCCCCAGACGAGCAGACGAUCGUCAAUGAGGCUGGCAGGAAAUAGUCCCAGUUUGCUUGAGUUCCGAUCAGUUGAUGAAGUACAGUCAAAAGUAACACCUCAUUCUAAGACUGCUAGUCUGAGCCAUACUGUCGAGCAAAACAUGGAUGAGACAAUCUUAGAUAGUGAUGACUAUACUUCUGAUGAGGAAGAUGUAGACAGAGAAAUGGCAAUUGGGAAAGACAAGCCAACCAGAUUAGCAACUCCCCUCUGUAAAGAAAUUCAAGAAGGAGUGAAAUUGCAGAAGAUUAAGAAAAAGAUGGUUACCCCCUUAAAGAGAGAGAUCGCAAACGGAAUCAGACUUAGACAAACAAAGAGGACCAUGGCAACACUUCUUAGAAAAGAUGUUGAAGAGGGAAUCAAGCUUCAGGAGACAAAGGAGAGAAUGGCUACUCCCCUGAAGAAAGAUAUCUCAGAGGGGAUCAGACUCCAAGGAACCAAAAAGAGGUUGGCCACACCCUUACAAAAAGAGAUAAUUGAUGGAACAAAACUUCGACAAACAAAAAGGAAGAUGGCCACACCUCUUAGAAAAGAUAUUGAAGAAGGAAUCAAGCUUCAGGAGACAAAGAAAAAAAUGGCUACUCCCUUGAAGAAAGAGAUCUCAGAAGGGAUCAGACUCCGAGAAACAAAAAAGAGGUUAGCCACAUCCUUAAAGAGAGAAAUUAAUGACGGAACCAGCCUUCUACAGACAAAAAGGAAGAUGGCCACACCCCUUAAAAAGGAAAUAACAGAAGGAAUCACUCUGCGAGGGAUAAAAAAGAAAUUAAAAACUCCGAUCAGAAAGGAAAUAGAGAAUGGCGUUACUUUAAGGGUCACCAAAAAGAAACUGUCAACUGCAAUACAAGAAGCCAUUCAGGCCAAGCCAAAGUUGCGAAAGACCAAGAAAAGCAUGAAUUCGUUGCUUCAGAAUGAAAUCAAGUGGUGCCCAAAACUUAGAAAGACGAAGCAAACCAUGCCAUUGGAGGUACAAAUUGAGAUUAUCAAAGGAAAACAGUUGAGGCCAACCAAAAAGAGUCUACCGACUCCACUGAAGAAAGAAAUCAGAAGUGCAGUAACCUUGAGGCAAACCAAGAGACGCCUACCGACUCCACUGAAGGAGGAGAUUAAACGAGGGGUACAGCUGCAGAAAGCAAAGAAGAGCCUACCGACCCCAUUGAGGAGGCAGCUUGAAGAAGCAGUAUCACUGAAGCAGACAGGACGGUCUUUAAAGAGGAAGAGCACUGAAUCUAGCACAAACGAUAAUGAGCCAAAGAGGCUGAAACCUUCCCCUUCUAUAGCAGUGAAUGAAACAGAUGAAGAAUUAGACGUGGCUCCUGUAAGACGAGCGCUGAAGACUCCUCUCAGAAAGGCUAUUGCCGCGGGUACCAGACUACGUACAACACGUCAUCGCAUGGCAACCCCCCUUCGAAAACAGAUCCACUCAAAGCACAUGCUGAGAGCUGUUCGCGGGAAAUCGACUGUGAUUACAGUUCCACAGAAAACCGUGACAAGAAAACCCACCUAUGCAGAAAUUGUCAAAAGACAUAAAAAAACGGUGGCUGAAGAAAGGAGAGUAUCUCGAGAAUCUUCGUGUAAGCUCAGAAAUAUGGCGAAAGGAUAUUCGAAGGUCAUUCCAUCUGCCAAGAUUACUGAAACGGCCGUUAAAAAUCCAGAAAUUGCAAGAGUACAAGUUAAUGGUGUUCAACUCAAGGAUAGACGAAAUAGCACAAGCCUUGCUAGAAAGAGCACUCCUCAAACGAAAAGCAACAAGUUAACCGACAGCGGAGGAAUGCCUUCUCUCCCUGUUACUGGUGAAAAGGCUAAAAAGAACUGCUGGAUGUCUAGCCUUGCACGAGCUACGAACGGAGUGAAAACACGUGCCAUGUCUGUUGAGAACUUGGAAGGGUUAUCACAAAUGUUUACGACGCCACCUGCAGUUCAGAUGACUAGCAACAGUUUUUCCGGGGAAAAACAUUCAGGCAACUGGUUAUCUAGUCUAGCGAAAGCAACUAUUGGUCCACGCAAACGUGGUAUGCCUGUUGAAAACCUCCAAGGAGUUCCUGAAAUGUUCGCAACACCGCCAUCGGCCAAUGCAUGGAGUGAUUGUUACAGAAGAACCUCAAUGAGGUCUAUGCCGUCCACAAAUGAGGAAGCCAUGGUGGAAAUUAGGGAAGUUGCAUCUCUUGACACACUGCAAGUUAAGGCUGAGGCAGUAAGCCCUGAUAAAUCCGAGCUACACAUGACAGAAUCCUUGGCACCUACAAAAACGCCUUCUUUGAGAAGUUCUGAAAAAGAUACUACCCAUAUUGGAAUAUUAUCACCCAUCAAGAGUUCCUGCACACCUUCUUUGAGAUCAGGAAGAAAGCAAACUUCUAAGUAUGCAGUCACUCCGAGAGCAAUGAUUGAGAUUAGAGAAGUAUUGAAACCAAAUAAGACGCCAUCUCUUCGUAAUUCAGCCGAAGAUACCGUCACAGUCCAGGUUGUAACUCCAGUUCAACCCUCUCGCACUCCAUCUCUUCGAUCCGCCAAGACUCAGCCAUGUAUCCAGAAUAGUGAAUGCUCUGACCUUGAACUGGCGAUUGUGCAGCCUAUAGCACCAAGUAGGACUCCAUCCAUGCGUUUUUCAGUUGAAACAAAAGUAGUUUUACGAAAAAGCACUGGAAGCCCAACUGAAGACCGAAAAAGUCCAGGUCUGCGAGGACUAACGCGAUUAAUGAAGUCUCCAAAAGAAAGCAACUCCGCAGAAAGUGUGGAAGAUUUUUUCGUUCCAAACAUGUUUGCAUCGCCCAAACCACAACCCAAACGCUACUCGCGCAAAAGUGAAGGUUUGCAAGGAGUUGCGAGACUGCUAAGAACACCAGAUGCCGAGAAUGAAUCAACUGGAGAGAGCCCCAAACUUGACGGUAUAAAGUCGAUGAUGCAGCUAGAGAAGAGCCUAGCCAGUCCUCAUUUUGUUGGACUUAAAACGCUCAUGAAAACACCUAAAAUUUGCCAAAGGCAUGUGGAUCCUGAAGAAUACUUUAGUACAGAAAUUUUCGCUUCACCAGUGCAAGAUUCUUCCCAAGAUACAGCCCAGUCGGCAGCACGAGAAAGAACGGAUAAGAAGCGCUCUGUACCAGUCAUUAAGCCAACUUCUUCAAAGACCGAAGCAACGACAGCUGAGCGAUCAGGAAACAUUGUUUUCGAAACUUUACCGAGAACAACACGAUCGAAGCGCAAGGCUCCCGAGGAUUCAGUUGAACCAGUGUCUAAAAGAGUUCGCCGCACACGUGCCACAGUCAAACAGCAAAAUGAAGGUAAAACUGAGGCUCGCUCCAAUUCAAAAGCAGGCCAAAAGAACACAGCUGCGAAAAGUCAAAAGAAAACAGCAGCAGUCAUACAGGACACGCCAAAGCCAUUUGUGUUCAAACGGACCAAACUGGAUCCUAUCGCUGAAGUUCAAUCUCCCUUGCCAUCAUUUGAUGAUGCUACUGAGAUCACUACCUCGUCUUCGUUGAUUGAAGAAGCUGAGAAGGCCUCAAGUGAAGAAAGAAAAAAUGGAAAUGCGUCUAAGACCAGAAAGCAAUCAAACGCACCCAUAAGAAGUUCUCGACGCGGAAACCGUUGUAAAACCCCAGCAGAGACACCUGUGGAAGAGAAAGUAGCAGAAAAGUAUUUGGAAACGAGGAGCAAGAAAAAUGAAAGUGUUAUUGAAGACAGUACUAAUACUGGUGACUCACAGAAAGCUCCUGUAAAGACACCAGAACCGAAACGUGAAAGAAAAAGAGCAACACGUAACACUAAAGCCAAUGGAAAUUCGCUCAAUACCAUGGCACCGCCAAUUAAGACAAGAAGGACCCGAAACCAAAGAGCUGAAAUUGCUGAUUUAGAAGCGGAAGUGGUAAAUUGUAACUUUAUUGAAGAAACUGGGAAUAAUCCAGCAACAAGGCGGACUCGACGUGCAGCUAAGACCAACAAUGAACGCGCUCAAGUUUUAGGGAAGACCAAGCCUACUCGAAGCACUGGCCGUGAAGAAACCCUCGAUGAAGCUGCAGAUCUUUUGCCAGAAAAUAGAUCCACUCGUACAAGUAGGAAGCAAGCAAACAAAAAUAACGUUGUUGAAAAUGAUAACUUAGCCCGAAGUACUGGACGAAAAAACAGUGGAAAAGAGGAAGUCAAAGAGCUGAAGAAAGAAGUAACAACAAAUAAGAUGAAACAUCCACCCGGAGCAAGGUCAGCUAGACGGACAAGAGGCAAUUCCGCGCACAAAGCCGACUCUGAGGGAGAUGACGCUUCUUUGGAAGAGAAAAAAGAAGUCCGACCGGACAAUUGUUCGAAGAAACCUCCAGCAAAGCGUGAACUCAAAAGAAGCACAACAAACGAGUCCAGAGAAACAAUGUCAACAAGAAGCAGAAAAACGGCUGAAGAUCAAGUCGAGUUUACCGAACAGUCUAUGCACUCUAAGGUCGGAACCAAAAGAAGUCAUCAAGUGAAUGCUGGAACACCUCCGCCAGAGCCAAAAAAAACCCGCGCAAGUGUUCGAGCUCAAAGUGGUCCUAACACGCGUAUCACUAGAUCACAUUCACAGAAGUAGUGUGGACAUUACACAACAUGACAUUACGUUGAUUAUUAUGUUUACGUUAGUGAUGAUAUAGAGCCUUUUACGGCAGUGUUUUUAAAUCUAAUGUAAAUGUUUGAUUACAGUUGGAAAGAACACUUAGCAGUACAUUUGCAUUUUAUUUCUAGAAUCUCCAGUCAGUGAUGAAUAAGCCAAACGUCUCGGUACACUGUAGACUUCAAGUCAGUAUACUUAUCUAGCAAUCUUAUGACAUAUAACAGUAAAUCAUCUCACUUUUCUUAAAGAUAAACAUAUUUACCUUUUUAUAAUGUGAAUUGUAAAACCUACCUAAUUUUCGAACAAACUGUAAAAGAUGUCUUAUCUUUAGUUAUUUUAGAGGACAAUAUAUUUCAUAUAAUCUCUCAAAUUUAGCAUCAAGACUAUACGAGCUACGUCAGCAUUUUUUGUUUUUUAACUUUGAGAUCACAUUUGAUUUUGACGAUUGUUGGCAAUCGUAGCGAGGAGAUGUAAAUGGCGUCGUUCUAGCGCGACUUUCCUCAAUAAGUCGAGAAAACCAACCUAUGGUGUACAUAUAAGGCUCUUAGAAAAGUGAAGAGCGUUUUGUUUUGCUUAUUAAAAACAUUUAGUCAAAAAGCCAUUAUUCUCUUUAUUAGUCUUGAUAACCCAGGUAUACAAGGUAAAGAAAUCAGAUUUUAAUGCAAUUUUGAAAUGCGUUUCAUUCCGUCUCUCCUCCAAGGCUAGCGUGUAGUACUCUAAUCUUCGCCCACUGAGAAUUUGGCUCAACUGAUAAAUAAAAACAAAACAAUAAGAUAAAAGAGAA